AUGGAAGAUUUUAAUAACGAUGCUAUGACUGUUGAACACCACAAAAUCCAUUAUUAUGAAAAUGGUGGAAAUAUUUUCAUUAAGGCCGAAAAUACAAUAUUUCUUCUACAUAAAUCAAUUCUUUCAUUAUCUUCAGAAUUCUUUGAAGAUUUAUUUAAACUCUCAAAACCUUCAACUAAUGAAAAUGUAAACAUUAUUGAAGGGACACAACAAUCAUCAAAUACAUUUCCUACAAUUGAGAUCAAUGGUGAAACUUCUGAAUCAAUUGAAAGAAUGUUAUCAUUUAUUUAUCCAAAUACUUUUGUUGAAAUAACUUGGGAUAAUGUUAAAGAUUUUUUACGAAUUUCGGACAAAUUCAUUAUUAAUAAACUUUUAAAAAGUUGUUCCGGAUUUCUUUUACAACAUUAUCAAGAAAAUAUUUUAUUAUCAUUUACUUUAGCUGAGAGAUACAAUCUUGGUACUGUCUUCAAGGAAUCUUCUAAACUUUUAUUAGAUGAUUUACAAAAAUAUCGUUCAGAACCUAUUUACGAUGAAUUAUCUUUAAGAACAAAACUUAAACUAAUGGAUGCUUGGUAUCAUUAUACAAAUUCUUUACAUAAAUACUUUAAAAUUGUUAGUAAAAGAGCGCCAAAACAAUUUAGAGAGUUUCUACAUUAUGAAUCUCCAAAUUUUUUUUUGAAACCCUCAAAGUUCUCUAAAUUUUAUAACGAUUGUGAAAUCAGAUUUUCACGUGUUCAUUACGAAAAAACAAUACCAACUAUUGAAGAAUUAUUAAAAGAUUACGAAGAAUUGGAAUUUCAACCAAUUCAACUAGACAAAGAUAACAAAGAUAACGAACAUAAUUCAUAUUUCUUCAGAAUUAAACCUGAAAUUCGAAGAUACAUUUUCAUUGAAUUGAAAAAUUAA
Funneliformis mosseae is the source of this 906-nucleotide messenger RNA. NCBI's taxonomy places the organism in Eukaryota, Fungi, Glomeromycota, Glomeromycetes, Glomerales, Glomeraceae. The record is from the annotation of a GenBank genome assembly.